Molecule: messenger RNA, 489 nt
Organism: Tripterygium wilfordii
Lineage: Eukaryota; Viridiplantae; Streptophyta; Magnoliopsida; Celastrales; Celastraceae
Exons: 2
Coding region: 1-489 (162 amino acids)
Molecular function (GO): RNA-DNA hybrid ribonuclease activity; nucleic acid binding
Source: RefSeq, a predicted model, not a curated record
AUGGUAAGGUUGGGCAAUAACUUCAUUGAAGAUUAUAGGCAAGCUAUGGCAACCCAAGAUGUUAGGCAUGGUGAUCCUACAGUAAGUACAGCAGUAGUCUGGGCACCGCCACCAAGUGGUCUAUUUAAGCUCAAUGUUGAUGGAGCUUGCUUUAAUGACAAAGGCAAGGACUCGGUGGCAAUUGAGUCUCUUGUUGUUCUGGUGGGUCUACAAGUAGCCAAAGACAGGGGUUUUCAUGAUUUUCAGCUGGAAUCAGACUCAGCUAUAGUGUGCCGCUUCCUUUCUGACUGUUCUUUCCACCGUGCUUCCGUCAGGGCGGUGCUUCAGUCGUGCGUUUUGUUAAUGGAUAAUUUAGGUGUGUCUUUGUGUUCUCAUGAACAACGUGAUUUGAAUCAGGUUGCCCAUUUCAUGGCUAGGAACUCUCAUCGCACUCUAGGUACCAGAGUGUGGAUGGGGAAAGUUCCAGCUUGGGCUAUGUCUAGUUUGUAG